AUGGCAUCUAACAGCAAAGUCGGUUAUGUCAGACUAGGUAAUUCUGGCCUGAAAAUUUCGCAAAUCGUCCUCGGUUGUAUGACUUAUGGUGACACCGCCUGGCAGCCCUGGUUGACGGCGGAGGCGGAAGCCCUCCCUCUCAUCAAGCAUGCAUAUGAUCGCGGUAUCAACACUUGGGACGUUGCAGACACGUACUCGAAUGGUGUUUCCGAAGAGAUUCUCGGCAAGGCAUUGAAGAAGUACAACAUCCCGCGAUCUCGCGUGGUGAUCAUGUCCAAAUGUUUCCACCGUGUCGAUGAAUCACGCGGGCCGUUGGAUGCAGCCACUUUUGGAGUCAAUGAUGGCGAUAAUGUCAACCUCGUUGGUCUCUCCAGGAAACACAUCUUUGAUGCUGUCGAGCGCAGCGUUGAACGUUUAGGCACGUAUAUCGAUGUUCUCCAGAUUCAUCGCUUGGACCGGGACACACCAAUGGAGGAAAUCAUGAAAGCGCUGAAUGAUGUGGUCGAGAGCGGCAAAGUGCGAUAUAUUGGUGCAAGCUCGAUGGCUGCAUGGGAAUUCCAGAUGCUCCAGAACAUUGCCGAGAAAAAUGGCUGGCACAAGUUUAUUUCAAUGCAAGGAUUCUACAAUCUCCUUUACCGGGAGGAGGAGCGGGAAAUGUUUCCUUACUGCCACGCCACCGGUGUUGGACUAUUGCCUUGGUCGCCUCUUGCGGCCGGUGUUUUGGCUCAUGCCUGGACGGACCGCUCCGAUAAGCGCGAAGAACAAGAUGUUUUUCUGAAGUUACUAUUCCGCAACGGGGAGGAUCAGGCUGCCAAGCUUAUUGUAAGCCGUGUACAAGAAGUGGCAGCUAAAAAGGGAGUUAGCAUGGCGCAAGUGGCGACUGCUUGGGUCUUAUCCAAGCGCGGGGCAGCACCGAUCUUGGGUUUGGAUUCAGUGGAUAGGAUCGACCAGGCUGUGGAUGCUGUGAAAGUGUCAUUGACGGAAGCGGAGGUCCAAUACCUGGAGGAGCCAUAUGUCCCAAAACAAGCUAUGUCCUUCUAG
Messenger RNA from Penicillium hordei, 1041 nucleotides. Its product is annotated as aldo/keto reductase. The record is from RefSeq and is a predicted model, not a curated record. The transcript is spliced from 3 exons. NCBI's taxonomy places the organism in Eukaryota, Fungi, Ascomycota, Eurotiomycetes, Eurotiales, Aspergillaceae. The coding region runs from base 1 to 1041 and encodes 346 amino acids.